AUGAAGAUCAUCACACUCAUUCUUUUGUUCUGCAGAUUCUGCACUUGUGAGUAUUCUGUAAAUAACGGUGGUACUACAAAGAUUAGGAGGAACACACCGAGAACUCAACUUAAUCGCGAAACUGGACCGAGACAACCACCUCCGAUAUCUCCACCUGGUGCUACUACUCAACAUGCCAGUAGACCUGGUCUGAAUGUUCAAAGGAGUCUACCUCCUAGAUCUGGAGGACUCAUGGAGACAACAACAAGAGGUACUCUCCCAGGAGCAAAACCUACUGGUACACAGACUGCAGUUGGAAAGAGUACUAUUAUACCAACCGUAAACUCCAAGCCUAGUACUCGUCCAGUCAUUGAGGAUAUUGGCGAAGAUCUGGAAGAAGAUUUAAAGCAUGUCAAGGCAUAUCAUGAGAUUAGACAUGAAACUAUCAAUACUACUCCUGAGGUAACUAGUACUACAGUGCCUAAAGAACAACCUUUGGAGUAUAAGAUGGACAUGACUUUGAUCACUGUAGGAAAGUCUACUGAGGGAACUCUUUCAGUGGUUACCUAUACAGCCAAGCAAGAUGCCAAUAUACCCCUACUUUUACAUAAUAAUAAGCUUGUUUGGAAAAGUAUAGACAGUAUGAAUAACAAGGAUACUCUUGUAAAGGCAAAAGUCUACCUCGGAUUUAGUGAGCCACUUGCUGCCAACUUGACAUACAAGAGAGUCACUGAGAGCACCACCAGGGAGUACUGUAAACUAGUAAAGGAUAAGUGGACCUUUGUUGACAAGAGUGCUCUUGAAAGGACAUUUGAUGAGGUUGGUGAACUGCCUGGUAAUGCUAAUGCAUCUGCCUAUAGAACAAAGGUAGAUUCUACUCUCUUUGAUGUGGAGGUGGGAAAGCACAAUGGGAUACCAACUUUAAACUGCACUGCCAAAAAGGGUGUAAAGGUACCCAAACUUGUUUAUGAUGGCAAUGUAGUAUGGCAAGCUGAUGGAAAUCAAUUUUGUUCAUCGGCCACUUUCUACUUUGGAAAGUCUGGUAUCAUUGGCAUAUCCUUUACCUAUGACAGUAGAGAAGAGACUCUCCAUGACUGUUUCCGUGUCUUUAGCAACGACGAAUGGGAAGGUGUAAAUGGUGACUAUUAUGAAAAAGUACUUUAUGAAACCAAGAAUCCAGAGGCCUCUGUAGCUACUGCAUCUGAGAAUACCAAAGCCAAGAGCUUCAUUGACACCGCCAAGUUUACCGUAGUUAGUGACAUGGAGAAUGGAGUCCCAGUCCUAAGAUGCACAGCUGGGAAUGGUGCCUCUAAACUUACCUAUGGAUCAGACACAAUAUGGCCAGGGAAGAAGGAUGUGACAUGUCUCUCUGCCAUCUUGUAUCUGGAUGGAGACCAGCCUACUCUUGCAGUACUUGUCACCAGGGAUAAGAAUAAUAAGCAGAACAAGGUUUAUAGAUACCAUGAUGGAAAACAGUGGAAGGAUGGUAAAGAAGAGGGCCACAAGAAGAAUCUGGACGCUUUAAAGACAAAGGCAAAAAAUCGUCCUAUAGCCAAGCAUCCAUCAGCUCAACUAGCUCCCCAGCAAGGAGUUCAGGCUAAGCCAGAAGAUGCUCCAGUAAAAACAGAUGGGCAGACUCCUCAGAAGAAACCACAGGCGAAUGCACAACCGGCUACUCAACCUGAUCAAAAGUCUACUCAGCCAUCCAAGAGAGCUCCGGUAAAGGAGAUAAUCCUCGACAUUGGUAAACCAGACCCACAAAGCUACAAAUCCUUUGACUAUGCACUAGACGAUGUUCCAACUAGACUCAUAGUUGCGGUGAAGGAACAACCAAACAAGGUAGUAUUUGGACAAGAAACUCUGUGGUCUGAUGACACUGGAAGAUGUAACUACUGUACUGUCCACAUGAAGGAUAAGAAACCAGUGUUAGUCUACAUUUCCGGAAGAUCCUUCUCAUUUUACCUACUAAAGACUGAUGGUGGAUGGAAAUCCAUUGAUAACUACAGUGAGGAGUUUGCCAAGCUUAGACUUGCUGUACCCUCACCAUCCUCAUUCUCCCUUGACAUCUCUACCAACCAGGAUACAGGACAAUGCAGAAUCUUUGAGACACCCUUCAAUAAGGUCAAUACUCGUUUCUAUGUGCCCAAGGCUGGAAAGUGUGCCACUAGUGUUUCUAAUGGACAAGCUGUACUAUGGAAGGGUGGUCAGGAGAAGGCAAUCAUGGUGAGACUAUACCCAUCUGAUAAUCCUACCUUGCUACACAUACUCUCUAAAGACACUAAUGGAGCAUUCAAACACAACUACCUUGUCAAGAGUGCCAAUAAGUGGGAGUCUAUCAAUAAGGACGUUCACGAUAGACUACUCUCUGAAAUCAAGGCUACUGCACCUGGUAAAAAUACAGACGUUGGUAGGCUCAGACAAGAACUGAUUGAGUCACAGGCCUCUCUUGAUAAACUAGUAGAAUCCAUGAAAUUUACAGACUGCGAUGGACCAAAAGAUCCUUCCAUUCUUGACAUUGUCCAUUAUGAAGAGUCCAAUGCCUAUACAGUAAGCAACUGCACACUAGAUGGUUAUCCUACUACAGUCUUUAUUCCUGACAAGGGUAGCAUUAAGAAGGUAGUCUAUGGAACUCUUACAAUCUGGGAAGGUGCUGAAAAGGAGGAAUGUAAGUACCUAAUGGUCCAUUAUGUCUACAAUAUACCAGCAUUUGCAUACCUCAUCAAAGGGUCAGACAAGGAUCUAGAUUUAUACUUUGCAAACAAGGGGGAUAACUGGGAAGAGAUCCAGGUAGACUACAUUAACAAACUUAAUGAACUCCGUAGGGAUAGACCUGCCUCCGGAGACUAUGUAAUAGACAUUAAGAAUACUACUAGCAGUGAAAAGUGCAAAGUUUAUAGCUACAUAAUAGAUGGACUUCUGACAUAUUCAUACUAUCCAUAUCCAGAAGUUACAGUAAAGAAGAUAAUGGAAGGGAAUAUAAAUGUUUGGAACGGUGGUGGAAGAUGUCUUUACUUGGCAGUAAGUUAUGUUGAUAGUAAACCUGUAUUGGCAUAUUUUGUAAAGCUGGAUGGAUAUAAGCUUGAGUAUACAUUUUACAAGAGAGAUAAAGAUAAAUGGUCAAACUGCUACGACUAUGUCUAUCGACGCAAGUGGAAUAAUCUAAUUAAUAAGAAAGAUACAUCAGCUGAGGACGAAGAAAUAUCAGAUAUGAGACAGGAAAGACUUAAAAAGGUCGCACAUGUUAGAACCAUUGGCAGAGAAUGCAUACUGGACAUUAAAGAUAUAUCUCUCCAUGAAACGUAUAGAGUUAUAAAAACCUUCGUAACCAAUAUCCCUGCCGUUGUAUACAUUCCUGGACCAACAUUUAAUUUCAAUACAAUUAAAGAUCAAGUCAAUUGUAAUCCUCAUCUGGGAGAGCAAUUUAAAGGCGUAUAUGUAUUUAUGAAGGACAAUGAACUAUCAGUAAUAUAUAUUUCAAGAUUUUAUAAUAAUUCGAUUUUGGAGGUGUUUUAUGACCUAAAUGAUGCUAAAAUAAUACGUUCUGCUGAUGUUGAAGCACUAGAAUCCUACAAACACUCUAAGACGGUUUUCUCAUUGGAUAUAUCCCGUAGGGGAACUGAUGAAUGCAAAUUUGUAAGCUUCCAUAAUGAUGGUGUUUUAACUCACACUCAUGUUGUUAAUGCCGAAUAUAUAGCUAAUAUGGUUACUGAUGGAGUGAUACUUCUUUGGAGAGGUGAUAAAGGUGAAAAGUGUUUAUAUUCCCUUACCAGUUUUCUUGACAAUACUCCUAUCCUACUGAACAUUUUUGUGAGACUAUCUGAUGGUAAACUAGAACACUACUAUUUCUACAACAGUGGAGAAUGGACAGUUAUUAACACUCUGGACUACAAAGGUAUAUUGAGGGACCUUGCUGGCACCACUAAAUCUAAGUUGUCUGAGUCUGUUGAGAGAGAUACCAGGGAAGUGCUCACUCUGGAUGUUGCCAAGGUAGAUACUAGCAAGUAUACCAUGGAGACUACAAGGUUGAGAGUACUCACUAGCAUCAAGUAUAGUCCACCAGAGGAUGCUCGUGUUACCAAGGUUCUCUUCGGCAAUGACUCUCUAUGGCAGACUCUCAAAGCUGGUGCACAGUGUAAAUUUGCUGUCAUUACCUACAGAGGAAUAUCCAUAGAACUUGCUCAACUGUGUAUUAUGGAUGGUUGUGAGAAGUAUAUGCACUUUGAGAUGGAGGACGGUAGACUAAGUAGCAUUACAGCUGAGGAGUACAAUGAUGCCUUAUCAAGACUAGACUCUGGAGAUGGUGGAUCUGAUGAAGACUUGGAGUUCAUUAUUUCUACCAUAGAUACUCUGGAUCUCAUUACUCCGGCUGAAGUGGACUUUGAGAUUGACAGGUUCCAGUUGGAUACACUCUCAUCUGCAGUCUACCUACCACUACCUAAACAUACCAUUGGCAGAGUAGUACUUGGUAAGGUAUUAUGGACCAAUGGCAACUCCAAGUGUCUCUACGUCAGUACAUUCUCCACUGAGGAGUCCAUACAACUAGUCCAGAUAGUCACUGAGGAUGGGACUCUCCACUUUGCUAGACUUGACAAGGAGCUUGUAAAGGUGCCACAGAAGAAGUAUGAUGAACUAUUUGAGAAACUAGGGUACAGACAAGUUGACCAAACUCCAUUCUAUGUUCCACUCGAGGUACCUGAUGCACCUAACACAAUCUCUCUGGAUGUCUCAAAGGCACUGGACUCCAGAGUUAAAACUGAGAAUGGCACCUUCAAGGGAGUAUCUUACGCUACCUUUUACACUACGGAUGAUGAUGUUAUAGAUGAGAUAUCUAGUGGCAAACUUACUGUAUGGAAACCUGAGGAUGAUGAGGUCUGUGUCUACGGUCGUCUUUAUUUGGACAAUGGACCAAAACUUCUCAAGAUCCGUACAGUUGGUAAGGAUGGAAGUAACAUUGUACAUCUUGCAUUGGAUACUGACAAGUGGAUAUGUCUUAGUCAGGAUGUAUUCAAUGACAAGCUGAACUUGAUGGUCCUAAAGUUGACUGAACCACUCAGGUUUGCCUUGACUACCACAACUGAUGGAUACUAUGAAUAUACUUUUGACUUGAGUAGAUACCACAUAGACUCUAGAUUUAACUCUGGUUUCAUGACAUAUGGAGGUCACAAGUAUGCUGUUUGUACUCCCAAGAAUGGUGUCAUAAAGAAGGUAGUUCAGGGUAACAUUACCAUAUGGACUCCGUCUUCAGAUGACUACUAUGCCAACAUGGUACUUCUCUCCAGCGACACUCAUCUCUACAUUCUUGUUCAAUCACCUUUCAACAUUCCCGCCAUUCUGUCAUACCAUCUGAAGAACAAUAUUUGGCAUAUGGUAAACCACGAAGCCAUCUCUACUGACAUUACCAAGACACUACCAAUCCCAUCUUUCAGACUGACACUUGACCUAACUGGAAAACAUGACCCAGAGAAGUACAGGGUGUUCAAGAUGGAGAUGAAUGGUGUUGCUACCACAGUCUUCAUUACCAUAUACGGAUACUACUUUGACAAGGUGGUCUCUGGUAAGGACCUAGUAUGGCAGUCGUCUGAGAAUGAGGAAUGUAGGUAUCUCAUGUUCCAUGACAAGUCUGGCAAAAAUUCAUUUAUAACAGUCUUUGUGGACUGUAUAGAUGGAUCCAAGUUCAUGGUCUAUGAGAUGAAGGACAAGUGGACAUUCUCCCACCAAUUACUUGGACCAAAGAAUGACUACAAGACCACUACUCCUGCUGUAUUCAACCUAAGUGACAAGACUCCUCAGAAUGUGUACUUCUGUGACAAUGUCUUCAAUGGUAUAGUACACAGAGCCUUCUCACCAUUACCUGGCUACCACGUUCAGGAGGUAAAGGACUCUGAGACUACCAUAUGGCAGGCAGAGGAUAAGGAACAGUGCAUAUUCAUUCUCUCUGUACCAGGUACUACUAAGAGUAAUACUUCACUACUAAGUCUCUUUGUAAGGAAUGAGGACUACUGUGGUUUCAAGCACUUUGAGAAGACUGAUAAAUGGAGACAUAUUGAUGAACGUGGCUAUGACAAGAGACUCAUUGAGAAGAAACAGACUAACAAUGUGACGACUACUGUUGCCAUAUCCAGUAUACCUCAGUACAAGAAUGCGGUUACUCUUGACACAGCCAAUAUUGACCACGAUAGGGUUGAUCUCCAUGAAGACUCUUUGAACGGUGCCAGAUGUCUCUACUCUGCCAAGACAGGGGACUACUUUAAUAGCUUAUUGGAUAGUGGCAAGACUGUUUGGAAGAGUGACAAGGACAAGUGUAUUAGCGUAGCCAUUUACGGCAAGGAUGAACUGCACUGUAGUCUGGACGUACUCUCCUCGGAUGUCAUAACUCCAAUCUACUUUUGCAGAAAGGCUGGCAACUGGUCUUCUACUAAUUACAAUACCUUCCAUGAGUGGCUAAGAAGCUAUGUCAAGACUCCUAGAGUUAAACUUGAUCUGGAUAACUUGGACACCAACUUCUUUGAGAGCUUCAGGUAUACUCAGAACGGCUAUGAGAUACUCUAUGGAAGACCACUACCUGGCUAUGUACUAACCACUGUUGCUGAUGGUUCUACAGAAGUUUGGGAAGCUGGACAUAAUCAAUAUGCUACAGAAUUCCAGAUGUCAAUAAUUGGUGACUAUACACUUCUGUCCAUCAUCAACCACUCCUACCAGGUUGAGAAUCUCUGCUUCCUAAAGUCUUCAAACAGUUGGUCACCUAUUGAUGAGGACGUAUAUGACCAGUAUCUAGUUCCCGUUAAUGACUCUACAAUCAACUAUCUAAAGUUUGAUCUAUCAAAGCCAGACUUUUCUAUCGUAGUCGGGCAUAAGGAUGUGAUGGGAGAUAUUACUAUACUAAGAUACACUCCGCAUCUUGGAAGGCAUGUUACUGCAGUUGUAUUUGGGGAGUCUACCAUAUGGUCUGGACACUACCAUGACGAAUAUUGCAUUUCAUCUGAGCAUAUCACUAAGGGUGGUGCCAUAUUCAUUAAACUACUCCUCAAGAUGGGAAGCUCUUUUGAACACCGCUACUUUACAAAGAUUGACAAUAGAUGGGUUACUCUCAAGGAAGAUGAAUUUAAGAAUAAGCUUGGUAUACAGAGUGUGAAGAUUGAUGCAAAGUCUACUCUGCAGGAUGGUGGCUCUGACCCUAACGUCUAUACGCUGAACAUUUCUGGAACCGUAGACAGAGAUAAGAUCACUGCUACUGAGACUAUAUACGAAGAGGUCAAGAGUGUUACAUAUUCACCCAAGUUUACUGCUGGAAUUGGAAAGGUGGUAGACUCUGAUGGUAUAGUUUGGAUGGGAACUUCUGACCAAAAAUGUGUUACUGCCGUUAUAUCCUCAAAGGAUGGAUAUGAUCCACUUGUUAGUAUCUCCAUCAACAUUGAUACUGAGGUACGGUAUAAGUACCUGGUAAAGAAGAACAAGGAAUGGUACCUCAUUAGAAAGACCAAGUAUGAUGAGUUAUUAUUUGCUAUGUAUAGACAUUCUCUGGUAACACAUGCUGAUACUACUUUUGAUAAUCCCAUAACUUUAGAUCUUUCAACCAAAUCUACUGAGGGUGUUACUUUCUAUGAAUAUACUCAUAACGAGGUUACCUACAAGACCUUCAAACCAAAGGAUGAUAAAUCUGUUGUGGAAAUUGUUGAUGGUAAAAGCGUGUUAUGGAAGAGCUCAUCUGGAAAGUGUAUAGAUGCUUGGACCUACUCAACACCUUUUUCACAUCUAUGUCGUCUUGACAUUCUCUCCUCUGGUGUCAUCACUCCUCACUGCUUUGAGAAGAGAGGUAGUCUCUGGAUAUCACUGGAUUUUAAGCUAUAUACAGAAAAGCUGAAGAAGCUGAUAAGCUACAAUUCUGCGGGAAUUAAAUUAGACCUUUUAGGACUUUCUAUGGAUACAUGUACAAUUCUGAGCUAUGUCCAUAGGGGGCUUUUGACGACAUCAGUCAUUUACAAGUUAAGUACUAAUAGUGUUUAUUACAGAAACACUGUAUGGGAAUCUAAAGAGGGUAAAGAGACACUUGCCAGUGCAAAUUUUCAUACGAAUACAAAGGAAGACAUCUGCAUGGUUACACUAAAAGAUCAAUCAGAGAGUCUAUAUUUUUGGAGGAAGGGAACAGUCUGGGACAAAAUAACUCAGAAUGAGUUUCAUGAUUUCUGUGAUGCAUUAAGAAGGGUUUCAGUAGAAAAUUCUUACGACACUGCACUUACAGAUAUAGCCUUGGACACUAACAAGGUAGACAGAGAGGCUUUUAGAACUUACAACUAUAGCGAUUCAACGGUCACAAAUUUUGAAUAUUUUCCUCUUGAAAAUAAUAAAGUUACAAAAGUUAUAAGUGGAACGUGUGAUGUAAUUUGGCAAGGUGAUGAUAAGGAAAGAUGCCUGUCAUGUAAAAUGGUUUCUAAAGCAGAGUGCCCUCCUAUUGUGGUAUUGAUCAUUCGUUAUGGUGAGGUCUAUGGCUUUUUCAGCCAUAAAUAUUUUGAAAGAGUGGAUAGUGGAUGGAAUGAGAUUACUGAAGAAACUUUUAAUCUUAGACUAACCUCUUUGUAUAAUAACUCACGUUUGCAGUUGCUAAAGGAUAGACUUGUGGAUACGUCUGAAAAUUCAGAUGUAUUCGACAGAAAGGCUUCUUAUACCUCGGAAGAAAUAAAUAUGCUUUAUCUGAACCAAUGGCUACUUAGUCACACACCUCACUGGGUGUUGGAUCAAUUCAAGACCUUUUAUCCAGAGAAGGGUUGGUUCUCUUCUAUUUUUUCCUGUUGCUAA
Molecule: messenger RNA, 8772 nt
Organism: Theileria equi strain WA
Lineage: Eukaryota; Apicomplexa; Aconoidasida; Piroplasmida; Theileriidae
Exons: 1
Coding region: 1-8772 (2923 amino acids)
Source: RefSeq, a predicted model, not a curated record